CCUAUUGGAUGAGCAGGGCAGGGGAUACUGCAAGUGAUGGGAGAGAGAGGAGGAGGAGAGGGAGGAGAGGGAGAGCUCCUCUUUCCAUCGGCAGACACACAGCGCUCGUUAAUAGACUCCAGAUGCCUUCACAGAAAACGCACGUCAGUCGGCUGUGUGGAUUGCCUCUUCUCUCCUGAAUCAUCACACCCCCCCAGUCGCUCUUUCUGACAUCGAACACGAGCAGAUUAUGGGCUCGCAUCCCCUUCCACAACACGUGGAAAGCUUAUUUACGAGCCUCGCGUCCGUGCGCCCGUCGUCCCUGUGAUGGAGGAGCGCGGCGGUGGUGCAUCGCUGGAGACGAGUGAGAGGCGCAGAGGAGAUAAUCAAUGAAGACACCCGGAGCUGCUGUGCGUUUGGACAAGGUCAGAGUCUAGCCUGGAUGAGAUUGCUGCCCAUGUGGAGACUGCAAGGGCGGACUUUGAUGCUUCCUCUCCGGGGACGCGGUUGCCUGGGGAUGUCCCCCGAAAACCAGGAGUUUCUCUGUUCGCUCGCAGAGGCGGCAAAAAAAUCCCCCCAACCGAGCGUGAUCGCGCCCGGGCUUUAUUUCUGACAACCCGCACGCUGCGUAAAGUUUCUCCGUUGGCGCUCGACGGGCGGCUCGUUUGUUCGCCCACAUCGCACGUAGUUGAACUGAGGUGAUUCGGAGGCUGCUGGUUAAAGGGGGGCAGCGGUGGACUUGAAUUCCAUCAGAGCAGCAGCAGCACAACAACACAAACCGGCGGCGAUCCAGCUGCGCUCCUGGACGGUCACAUCUGUCGUCGUCGUCGCUGUCCAUGGUGCUGAAGUCGUGCUCCAGGAAUGGUGGAGACGCUGAGUAUCGCAGUGAUCGGUGCUCCCGGAGUGGGCAAAACUUCUAUAAUCCGCCAGUUCAUCUAUAACGAUUUCUCGGAGGUGUACACGCCGACCAGGACCAGAUAUGUGUACAGACCCUCCGUCAUUCUGAACGGGAACAUUUAUGAGCUGAAGGUUUUGGACGUCCCGCCAAUCUCCUCUUUUCCAUCCAGCUCCAGUCAGGAGUGGCUGGAUUUACGUUGCAGAGGCGUCCGCAAUGCCAACGCUUACAUCCUGGUGUACGACAUCUGCUGCGUGGAGAGCUUUGAAUAUGUCAAAAUGAUCAGACAGCAGAUAGUAGAGCACAGGGAAGGCAGCAGCAGCGAGGUGCCAAUCCUGGUGGUGGGCAACAAGAGGGACCUGCAGCGGCAGCGCUUCAUGCCUCGCAGGGCGGUGUCUGUCCUGGUGAAGAAGACCUGGAAGUGCGGUUAUGUGGAGUGCUCUGCCAAGUUUAACUGGCAUGUUGUCCUGCUCUUCAAGGAGCUGCUGGGCAUCGCUGUGGCACGAGGCAUGCGCCAGAACCACACCUCCAUCCGGCUUCAGGGGGCGCUACAGAGGAAUCGCUGCACCAUCAUGUGACCCUGAGAACUCCCUCCACCCCUCUCAACCCUAAGGAGAGGUGGAGUGGCAGUGGAGGAAAAGGACUUUUUAUCUAAAUGGCUGGAAAAAUACCCCGUGGCCUCCUGCUUUACUGAGCUGAUUUUUUCAUAAUGAGGUUUAUUAGACUCUUGCGCUGUAUAAGACACUAAAACUUCACACAUGGUCAUCCAACCACUUCCUAGUCAAAUUCUGCCAGCUAUGUAGAGACAAGGAAGGAGGUAGAAGAGAAAGCAGGUAUAUAUAAAAACAAUACAAUUAUCAUAGCACAGUUAUUUUUGUCACAUCAACUAGACAGUUAAACAUUUAAGGCUGUGCUUCCGAAAAUAACACAGCAGCAUGUCUGAAACUGGGCCUGACAGGAUGGAAGCUGUUUUCAUGAGACUCAAAACGGAGAGACAGCAAUAUCAUCGAGUCUUCCUUUUGAAUUUGUCACAUUCAGUAACGUCAACAGCAGAAGCUCAUACUUGACAUGUUUGGGUUUACUUAAGGGUAUGAAAGGAAAUGGUCAUGGAAUAGUAAAGAGCAUUAAAGAUAGUAGUAAAGAUUAUCUCAAAAUGUACAUAGAUAGAUAUGAUUAGGUGGUGUCUUAUUUUAGAUUCAGAGAAGUAGCCUGCAUUUUUUUCCUUCCCCUGUUGCUGUUACAAAUUUGGCCUACGGUAGAAGCUGUUUGCUCAGAGGAAGGGUGUUUUAAGGUUGUCUUGCAGCAGAAAAUACUGCAGUCCCUUAUCAUGAUGUACUGUAGGACUUUAAUCUGCUCCCUCCCCUCACUCAGUGUCUGUUUCUGAUGAAUACAUUAAAUCCAGGGAACUGGGGACCUGCAGGAGGCUGCAGAGCCUGAAACGAGAACCUGUACACACAUUGUGGUUGUUUGUGUGUCUGUGUGUAAGUGUGUGUAUGUGUGUGACAGAGGGAUAGUAAGUGAAGGAGACGGAGAGAUACAGGUUUGAUUGCUGACAUUCAGGCAAGCAAAGGACAGACACAGCAAGAUAAAAGAUGGAUGUUGAAGCUUUGGAUUAGAAAGGAGCAAUAAAUCCCACCGGGAUGUCCUGACUGACUAUAUGUACCACAAUGUUAUAUUAAAAAUGCCUCACAUGCAAAAGAUGUAAUCCUCUCACGCUCAAGAUAUCCUGCACAAGUAAGACAGCAGAGCUUCACAGACACAAACGGAUCAUUAAUAUAGCUUUCAUACAAAUAUCUGAUUACUAUUCAAUUGGUAAUGUUGUGAGAUUAACAGUUGCUUUUUCAUUUGAUUAGGCUGAGAUAGGUACUUUGUGAAUAUGGCUGCACUGAAAGUAAGCAGACCUAUUGUAUAUAAGAGUGAUUCAUAGAGUAAUUGAAUUGCAUGCUUUUGUUGGUAGAGCCAACGGGUCAGGGUUUAAUUGCACUGAUGUGGAAAUGUGAUAUUGUGUUUAAUUUUUGUAAUACAUGGUUUUCUGACACUGUAAUGAGCAGCUGAGUGGAGUGAAUGUGGUCGUUUUUCACUGGCAUGUGAGAGCACAAGCUCAUGAUUCUCUCCAAGAUGUAGUGUUGAACCCUUCAAUCAGGACAGAUGGCUGUGUUAGUUUCCCUGUUUUGUUUGUUUUCUAGUUUUCAAAAAAAAAAGAGAAAUAUGUAGCAGAGAUACACUAGAAAGCAAAUGUGUGUAGCAUGAGUUGUCAUCGUUUGUUUGUGGGCGCAUUUUCAAAUAAAAAGGGCUACAGUUUUUUAUCAGAAACAUUACUUAUGUAUUUAUUUUUAUGGUGUUGGUACUGUGAGUAAUUUUGCUUAUUUUGACACAUGAUGAAUUAUUAAAUGCAUUUGAGAACAGCAA
This is a messenger RNA of Amphiprion ocellaris (clown anemonefish), 3283 nucleotides long. It is a transcript of the gene rasl10a, whose product is annotated as RAS-like, family 10, member A. Gene Ontology annotation, molecular function: GTPase activity; GTP binding. The coding region runs from base 841 to 1452 and encodes 203 amino acids. The record is from RefSeq and is a predicted model, not a curated record. The transcript has 3 exons. Lineage: Eukaryota; Metazoa; Chordata; Actinopteri; Pomacentridae.